Molecule: messenger RNA, 1596 nt
Organism: Mucor velutinosus
Lineage: Eukaryota; Fungi; Mucoromycota; Mucoromycetes; Mucorales; Mucoraceae
Exons: 7
Coding region: 1-1596 (531 amino acids)
Cellular component (GO): Cdc73/Paf1 complex
Molecular function (GO): DNA binding; RNA polymerase II C-terminal domain phosphoserine binding
Source: RefSeq, a predicted model, not a curated record
AUGGAUAAUAUCGACGACCUUAUUCUUUCAUUAACUGAUAAACAAGCUGAAGAUGCCAGAAGAAGAGAUCACGCGUCAAACAGAUCAUCCAAGAAAUCUAAGAAAUACUUAUCAGAAUCUGAAGACGAUGAAGGUGCUUAUUCAGAUGAGGACGAUGUAGGCAUUGACGACGACGAGGAUAUGGAGGACAUUGAUGAAUAUGGUCCUGAUUUGUACAAAGACGAAGACGAUCGCAGAAGAUUACAGGCACUUCCUGAAGUUGAAAGAGAAAGAAUUCUUGCUGAGCGUUCAGAAGAAAGACAGAGAAAUUUGGAGCGUCUUGAAGUCAGAAAAUUGCUUAAAGAUGGACGCAGAGAUGAUGCCACCAGACGUUCCACCCGUUCAAAAGGGAGCGGCACAUCCAGCGCACUCUCAGAAUUGACGAGACGCAGAGAGGAAAAGAAUAAAGUGAGAAGCAAACGCCAUCGCCGUGAUUCACCCAGCCCAGACAGAAAGAGACGUAGAAGAUAUGGCGAUCAGAGCGAUUACGAGUACAGUGGAGAGGAAUACAAUGAUUCAGAGGAAGAGACUGAAAAGAAGGCGAAAAAAAGAACACCCAAUUUGGAAGAGAUUCAGUCAGUCUCUGUCUCAAGAAACAUGAUUGAGAAAUGGAUCUUUGCCCCCUUUUUUGAGAAUACAGUCAUUGGCUGUUUUGUACGUUUAUACAUUGGCCCUGAUCCACAAAAGAAGGUGCCCGUUUAUAGACUGUGUCAAAUCAUCGAUGUUGUCCCAUGGCACAAGACAUACAAAAUAGGCGAGAGCACCCAUAGCAACAAGGCCCUCAAAGUCAAGCACGGUAAAGCAGAGAAGGAUUUCCCCAUGGAUAUUGUGUCAAAUCAACCCGUCACACAGCAAGAAUUUACUCGCUUCCUAACAACACUGGAGAGUGAUCGUGUCCGUGUGCCUACCAUUGAUCAAAUCGAGCAAAAGGCAGCAGACCUGAAGCAAGCCAAGGAGUAUGUAUUGAAUGACAAGGAGGUGAAUGAAAUGAUUGAAAAGAAGAAGGCUGUCAAGGGUUCAUCUGUCAAUGCAGCCAUGGAGAAGGCUCAAUUGCUUGCUCGUUUGGAACACGCCAAAGCACACAACGAAGUUGAAAAAGUACUUAAAUUGUCAAGAGACUUGAAGGAAUUGGAAGAGAGAAUUGCGCUUGCUGAAGGUGCGCAUCAAAAUGUGUGGGCUGAUAUCAAUAGCAGAAACAGAAACAGAGAUAGAAUUGAAGUCCAUGAAGCUGAGCGUCGUGCAACUGAAGCUAGAAGAAGAGCACUGUUGGAGAAUACGAAGGCUGCUGCUGCUGCUGCUGCUGCUGCCGCUGCCUCCAGUCAACCUGAAGGUGUCUCCUCAGCGACCACAACCGCAUCCACUAUCAAAGAAACAGCUACUGAUUCAUCUUUAAUGCCAAUGGAGAAAACCGGCAGACCUUUAGCCAAGUUGAUCACAUUGAGCAAGCAUGCAUUAAAUGUUGGUGAGGCUACAUCUUAUCAGACUGAAUACGAAAAGCUUGUUAGUAAGGUAGCCAUGGAGGUUCGUAUUGAGCUUUUGGAAGAUAGCCCGGCAUGA